UGAAAAUAGAUCCAGCUGGGUUUGGUCUGACCAUCAUCAUCCUCGCUGGCUCCUCUUUCCUCCAGUUUCCUCGGGAAAAUCGGACCGUAUCCGCCGCUACCUGAAGGAUUUACGGACACUUUCUCCUCUCGGCGCGAAUUAACGCCUCCAGUCCGCCGGAAACAGCCUGAAAUCUUUAUUUCCGCUGUUUAUUUCUGCCUGUGAAGCCGAAGAGAGGAUGUCUGUCGCGGGGUUGAAGAAGCAGUUCCAUAAAGCCACCCAGAAAGUCAGCGAGAAAGUCGGAGGAGCAGAAGGAACCAAGCUGGACGAUGACUUCAAGGAAAUGGAGAAGAAGGUGGACAUCACCAGCAGAGCGGUGCUGGACAUCAUGACCAAAACCACGGAGUACCUGCAGCCCAAUCCAGGUGUGGUUCACACAUACACACACACUAACUAUAAAACUAUGCAACGGUUCGGUUCUGUUGGUCCAGGCCUGGCGCUGAUCGACGCCGGCGAGGCCAUGAAGGAGCUCGGCGAGGUGAAGGACGCCCUGGACAUGGAGGUCAAGCAGAACUUCAUCGACCCGCUGCAGAACCUCCACGACAAAGACCUGAAGGAGAUCCAGCAUCACCUGAAGAAAAUGGAGGGGCGGCGUCUGGACUUCGACUACAAGAAGAAGCGGCAGGGGAAAGUCCAGGACGACGAGAUCAAGCAGGCGCUGGAGAAGUUCGACGAGAGCAAAGAGAUCGCGGAGCAGAGCAUGUUCAACCUGCUGGAGAGCGACAUAGAGCAGGUGAGCCAGCUGGCAGCGCUGGUCCAGGCCCAGUUGGAGUACCACAGCCGCUCCUCAGAAAUCCUGCAGCAGCUCUCCAGCAAGAUGGAGGACAGGAUAAAAGAGGUGUCCAGUAAACCCAGGAAGGAGUACACUCCCAAACCCAAGAUGACGCUGGAGCUCCUGCCCCCCAGCGAGAGCCACAACGGGGGGAUCCACUCGGCCAAGUCCCCGGGGAAAUCGCCAGCGCCGAUGGACCAGCCCUGCUGUCGAGCGCUCUACGACUUCGAGCCAGAGAACGAGGGCGAGUUGGGCUUCAAGGAGGGCGACAUCAUCACUCUGACCAAUCAGAUCGACGAGAACUGGUACGAGGGCAUGAUCAACGGCCAGUCGGGCUUCUUCCCCAUCAACUACGUGGAUAUCCUGGUGCCGCUGCCCCACUAGUGUCCAGCCGGCCGCCCGGUCCUUCCCUCUCGACCAAUCAGCCUGUAUUUGCAGAAACGACAAACCACGCCCUCCUUCUACUUCUUCUUCUUCUUCUUCUUCUUCUUCUGUGCUUCUGUGCAAUUCUGCUUUCACUACAACGGACCGAGACGAGAGAGGCGGUGGACAACACAGGACUUUCAAAAAGAGACGAUGAGGAGGAGACUGUAGGGUAAGCGGCGCAGCGACGGAGGACUGAAAGAGACGAGAAGACGGAGAGAUGUAGGUCUGUUGAGGCACGGUGCUUAGCCUGGCAGCGAUGGACGCCGACGAGGCUUUGGAGACUUGCAAACAAGGCACAGUGUAUCACGUACGUGCAUGUCUGAAUGUGUGUUUCAACCUGUCCGUACUCCGUUAUGACGAAGCCAGCCAGCACCCACUCCUGCUCCUCGGUUACCAACCUGACGGCUUUUCCUCGUCCCUUUGCUUCGACUUCUGCUUUUCUACAAGUUUUCAGUUUUGUUCUCUCCGUCUUACUAGCACUGCCUUUUCGCAUGGCUCCGUAACCCGCAGAGCUGCAGCCGUUGUCAUUUCUGCCUUUCUCGGAGUCGGCGUAGAUUUUCAGUUCAGUGGUUGGAUGCAUGGACCAGCCACAUCCAACGGUUUACCAGAUUAGACCGGAUACCGGGUUUAAUCCCUUGCUUUGAGUUUAUCCGUCUUGGAUGGAAACUUUAGGAGACGGCAGCCAUGUUGGGUCGGUGGAAGAGAGGAAAACCUUGAGGUCGCCGUGUUCUACAGCGGCUAAAAUGAACUGGUAACCAUUUGUAGAAAGAUUUGCACUGAGCUAAAGAGAGGUUUUGUUUUCUGUCCUCUUAGAGUCACACCUGUUGGUUUUAAAAGUGUGGGGCUGCUUGCCGAUUUGUCUAGUUCCCUGCCUUUGCAUGCGAGACUGACUUUGUUCCAACAAGCAUUCAGUUCGGAUGUUGAUCACUGCCUCCCCAAAUCGACACGUAACUGUUGAAGUAGGAAACAAAAUAGUUUGCAGCCGUUACAGUUUUCACUAAUUUCACUGACAACCGGUUUGCCAUCAGUCGGAUUUUAACGUAAAAGAACUUUAUUUAUAUUUGUAGCUUCUUAGGAAGACAGAAAGGUAAUUUCUGAUCAUCUUUAUCAUGUAAGAAAUGGCGCUUGAAGGAGUCAGACUUUGGUUUCUGCAUUCAUGAGAUUUAUUUGAACUCUAAACAUGAACUCGACAAAAACACAAUUUCUUCACUAAUACGUAAUUGAAUCCGGUUCUUGGAUAUAGUUUUAUACAUUGACCAGUUCCUUUAGUAUGUUUUCACAUUAGAUCAUAUUUAAUUUCCCUUUGGGAUCAAUAAAUUAUCUUUUAACCGACCUGAACAAUAUUCACUUAGGUCUUGUAUCUUCAGUGGUGCAGAACUAUCAGAAGGUUAUUUUUGACUCCACAUAAACAUUAAAACUGUAAACGUG
This is a messenger RNA of Poecilia reticulata (guppy), 2665 nucleotides long. The record is from RefSeq and is a predicted model, not a curated record. Lineage: Eukaryota; Metazoa; Chordata; Actinopteri; Cyprinodontiformes; Poeciliidae.